AUGUCAGGCAGGAACAUAUCUGUGAAGCUGGCUGAUAACCACAAGAGCAAAGUGGUGCAGGCACAGUUACCUGCAGCAAUGGUUCCCGCACCCAUGCCUCUGGCAGCUGGGUACCCACAGCCUGGAUUAUCACAUACCAACGCCACCCCUGUUGGGUAUGUUUAUCCUCAGGCUAUGGGAGCAUACUCUAACACUGCAUAUCCAAUUCCGCCGCCAGCGGCUUCUCAAUACUCGACCCAACCUCAUAUUUCAUAUCCCCAAUAUGCUGUAAAGAAAGAUCCCCUUGGAGCUUCACCUACACAUGCUGGAACCGGCGGGUAUCCAUACUACAUUCCCAAGCAAUGA
Messenger RNA from Ilex paraguariensis (yerba mate), 345 nucleotides. The record is from the annotation of a GenBank genome assembly. Lineage: Eukaryota; Viridiplantae; Streptophyta; Magnoliopsida; Aquifoliales; Aquifoliaceae.